GGUUCGCCGUCGCUGCUGCUGCCGCCGACGACGACGACGACGACGACGAUGCUGCUGCUGAUGCUGCUGAUGCUCGCCGUGCAAGGGUCGCGGGGCGCUGGAGCCUAUCCCAGCUGACUUCGGGCCAAAGGCGGACUACACCCUGAACAGUCGCAGGGCACAUAUAGACACGGACAACCAUUCACACCGUCACUGAGUGGGAACUGAACCCACGCUGCCCGCACCGAAAUCAGGCGAGUGCACCACUAGAGGGUACGGAUGAUGAUGAUGAUGAUGAUGAUGAUAAUUGGAUUAUUUUCGAGGAGAGUUGACCGCAUAUUAACCAUGUGCAACAGAAAAUUAAGUACUUUUUUCAGUGUUGACUCUACAUGAAUAAUCCGCUUUUUCAAUGCCGUUGAUGGCUUUUUGGCUUCCGCAAAGGAGGAGAAUGACACCUAUUGCCAAUAAUAAUGAGUGGUGGCACUUCAUGCUGCUAACAAUGGUCCGUUGCGCCCCCUGUAGGUUGGGAGGGUGAGCAACAAGAAGGCACGCAAAAAGCUUUGCUGUUGUCCUUCCGUCAGCAGAAAGCAGGAGAACGACUGGCCGAUGGCAGUUUUCUGGAACGGUGACCAUUGACGUGAUUUUGUUGUCGUUGCAGUGCGGCCUCAGGGUCUGGACCUGGCCGACGCGCUGGACCCCGCCGACGCUCAAAGUACGUACUGGAAAGUGAAGCGUUCCGACGCGCGCGGAUCACAACAUUCCGAACGUGGCCCAUCGUCAGUGUCACUUUGAAACAUGACAUUUGCCAACAUAGGAAGUCGCCGAGUUCAGUGUCAUUUCUAGGCUUGCUCCAAAUAGCAAACGCGAAUAUGUGCCUACACGUACGUGAAUGUGACGCUUGUGACCUCAUGUUGUGUCUGUUGCUCACAGCCACGCCGGCGCCAUUGCCAGGCACCGGGGCUCCGAACAGGGCCAAGGGAAAACCAGCCGCCGGCGAAUUGGACCUGGCCGACGCCCUGGACCCCGACAACGACAUCGACCGGAACGAGGGGCCCCGACCCGGAGGAGGGUUUUCUGACAGCGACCUGAUUGAUGUCAGCAAAGACGACAGCUACAAACCCGACAAAGGCAAAGGCGGGCGACCGAGCGGCGAUCGCGAUCGUGUCGACCAACGCGGCGACAAUAGCGAGACCACCGCCGAGGUUGGCACCAUCGCGGGCAUCGUUAGCGCGGUGGGCGUGGCGCUGGCGGGCGCCGUCAGCAGCUACAUCUCGUACCAGAAGAAGAAGCUGUGCUUCGGCAUCCGGCAGAGUCUGAACGCGGAGACGGUGAAGGCCGACAAUCCGGAUGCUGUGCUGACAACAGAACCGCAAGAACAACCGAUAUUAGUGCCGUACUCACGAGCUGAGAGAGGAUUAGAGACGUCUCAAUGUAGGCGUUACUUUGAGCUCGAGGCAGCACACGUAUAUCAAGGCACUAGUAACCAACUAAGUCCAACAGACGCUUCCGGAGCAGGCCAUCGCCGACAAUGUUGUGUAACAACGCAGCGCAAACGAGUCAACGUGAUGCUCGGCUUUCAGACGCUCAACGACGCGCGGUCUUCGCAAUCCACAGUUCGGGUUUCUUUCCUGGAAUAUUUUGUAGUGUGUUAUUGAGUUGCUGGCGCCCCAGUACAAAACAUUUCUGUUCCUGUGCACUGACUGACAAGCGCUUUUGCGCUUCCUGCAAAAUGUGACAUUUUCACUCAUUCAUUAAUUUAUUGAUACUUUUUCUGUGCUACUAGUGCAACUAUCUCAGUGUUUUUUUUUUUACUUGUACAUUUCUUUAUCCUCCAACUAUACUCACUCUUAAUAGUGGACUAAUAUAGCACUGGUGGUGUGUGUGUGUGUGUGUGUGUGUGUGUGUGUAUUUUGAUCUCUUAGUAGCAAGCCGAAUGCUGCGUGUUCCCAUUUGCUGCCAUCUUUUGACGACGAAAACCACAACAAUUACACCAUAUUAGCCACUCGUCAUGCUAAUGAUAAGAAGAAUGUGUUUAACGUUUUGCUGACAGAUGAAUGUUUGUGUGUAAAGCUGUUUUCACGUCCACGCAACGGCUAAAUAAAACGUUUGGCAAGACCGCUAUUGAGACCGGGAGCUUUUAUUCUCGUUUUGUGUGAAACAUCGUACACAGAGCGGGACAUAAUGAGCGCAAAGAGAAAAGAGCGGCUUGGGAGCACGACGACGGCAUCGGUUGGGCGAAGCUUCUCAAACUGCGCUCUGCAAAAUCAUCAAUAGAGCGGGCGCAAAGCGACACGUGGGGAAGAUGUCCGCCGGCCUACCUUGAUCUGGGGCCAAGGGAAAGCUCGGAUAUGAUAGCGACGUAUAAUCACAA
Molecule: messenger RNA, 2350 nt
Organism: Phycodurus eques (leafy seadragon)
Lineage: Eukaryota; Metazoa; Chordata; Actinopteri; Syngnathiformes; Syngnathidae
Gene: cd99l2
Product: CD99 molecule-like 2
Exons: 10
Coding region: 849-1634 (261 amino acids)
Source: RefSeq, a predicted model, not a curated record